Molecule: messenger RNA, 3402 nt
Organism: Botrytis cinerea B05.10
Lineage: Eukaryota; Fungi; Ascomycota; Leotiomycetes; Helotiales; Sclerotiniaceae
Exons: 3
Coding region: 109-1866 (585 amino acids)
Biological process (GO): positive regulation of transcription by RNA polymerase II
Cellular component (GO): nucleus
Molecular function (GO): zinc ion binding; transcription cis-regulatory region binding; DNA-binding transcription factor activity, RNA polymerase II-specific
Source: RefSeq, a predicted model, not a curated record
GUCCGACUGUUGAAAUUGUCAUCAUUGAAGCAUUUUGACUCUAAUAUAAGAUAUGAGCCAAUAGACCAUUUUUGUUGCUCGAUAUAUAUUCCCUUGGAAUUCUUCACGAUGAAUAAUCUGCUGCGAAGUAAAUCGGGUUGUUGGACUUGUCGUUUGCGAAAGAAGAAAUGCGAUGAACGGAAACCGUCACCAUGUUCCACAUGCGAGUCGUUAGCGAUAACGUGCUAUGGGUAUGGGACUAAGCCAGAUUGGAUGGAUAAUGGACCAAGAGAGAAAGAAAUGGCGAAUAGUAUCAAACAAAUUGUCAAACACACAUCGCGUCGAAAGGGUCGAUUGACUGGUUCAAAUGGGGGUCCGAAUAACGGGCUUAAUACAGAGGCUUCCGUCAUGAAGAUUGCACCAAAGACCGCAACUGCACCCACUAGAAUCACUUCUACAGCUUCCGAAGAUGCAGUUUAUCAGAAAACUUCAUCGGUAUCUUCCACUGCUCAAUCCAGUCCAAGCGUCUCGGCGGAAACUUCCAUGGGCACGACGCCGGAAAGUGGAAACAGUUUCUUCGGUACACCAGCAAUCACAAGUAAUGAAGCAGCUUUACUCAUGCAUUUUGUGGAUAAUGUGUUCCCACUGCAAUAUCCUAUGUACAAGCCCGAAGUGGUUGAAGGAGGACGAGGGUGGUUGCUCUCUCUUCUGCUGAAAAUUAAACCUUUAUAUCACGCAUCUAUUGGUCUGAGUGCUUAUCAUCGCGGUGUCGUACUUCGUGAAGCGAGUUCCGGUAAAUGUACGAAGCCCAGCAUCGCCGAACAAGAGAGCCACCUUGCCAUUUGUUUGACUGAAUUUCAAGAGGCGAUCAGAUCUGCUCAGGAUUGUGCUAAAGACUGCAUCUAUGGUAGGGAAAUUUGCGUGGAGAGUAGUCUUGCAAUAAUGGCUUGUGUUGUUCAGCUCGUCUUCUUCGAGCUUUUUGGUGUACAAAAAAGCUCUUGGCAAAUACAUCUCCGCGCGGCUACGGAUUUCUUUGGUCAUGGGUACAGAGAGCAUGCCGCCGAGCUUGGUUUAUGUGCCAAUGUUGAAUCGGCAGGCAUCACUUUACCAGCAUUUUGUGGACUGCUAGACAACGAGCCCUCCAUAAUCUUCUUGUUUCUCUCUGGGGUCGUUAUGUGGUUGGACGUCGUUUCUUGUAUAACUACAGGAAAAUCACCACAACUCCUUGAUCUCCAUCGUAUGGCUUUUGGCCGCCAGAUCAAGCUAGAGAAGAUUAUGGGCUGCAAGAACUGGGUUAUGACUGAAAUAGGCCGUAUUUCUAUUCUACAUGAAUCCAAACGAAAGGAACUCCAGAGCGGUGCCUUUGAUUCUCAUUCGUUCGAGGCACAGGCCGAUAUCAUCAGACAAACCAUCCGACGUGGGCUAAAUGAACAAUUCUUGACAGAACUUCGUAUCACAAAUCCAACUACGAAGUCACAUGUUGAAUCACGGAUAAGCGACCAAAGUAUUGUCACAAGAUUCUUUACUCGUGCUGCUUGCAUUUACUUGGAGCUUGUCGUUCAUGGGUUUAAGGUUGUUGAGGAAAAGCUGAAUUUGCACAGUCUUAUCGCUGAACCUUUGACGAUACUACCAAACUUGCUAGACGGGGAUUUAUUUCGCGCUAUUGUAUGCCCUUUGUACAUAUUAGGAUGUGUGGCCAAAGAAAAAGAACGAGAUACGUUCAGAAUGAUGUUUUCUUCGCCACCAUUGAAUGAUCCAUUUAUGCAUCAUCGAAGAGCCAUUUUACCUCUCCUGGAAAAGGUUUGGAUUCUCAGGGAUACACAUUCGGAAAACGUGAGCUGGGAAAGCGUCUUGCAACUUUCGGAGGAUAAGAUAUUACUCCUUUGAGUCGGAGGCAUUCAAACUCGAAAAAUUAUUCGGGGCCCUGGCUAGAAGCCAUCGCGACAACAUCACUGUAUUUUGAUUAUUCUCAAAAGUCUCCAGAAUGCCGUAGUUACUGAGAGCUCGGUAUCGAAAGCUUCGGAAGUAAUCAUCUCCGUCUUGUGGGCCUCCGGAACCUCAUGCGGGAGCUUUCAGGUACAUGAGCUUCUGCAAGAAGCAGAGUUCUAUUAGCGCCCAGGAAUACUCUGCUUGAAUGCGAAUUUUGGGCUCCAUUAUGAUAGACGUCUCGAAAUGUUUCACCAGAAUAAUCAUAUGCAGAUAACUUAGUGUUCAUAAAUAGUACGUGGUGUCUGUAACCUGGAGACAAGGGGGUUCAAAAACACAAUCCGAUGGCUUGGUGCUGUGUGCAAGCAAUCGAGAUAUACAAGGAAUGCAAAACCCCACGCAUGUCUCAGCGUUAAACCCUGCAUUUUUCAAAGUUAAAUCAAGCUACAAGUUCUUCGAGUGCCAAACGCAACACAUAGUCACUAUCAACUAGUGAUCCCAGAAAACGUUGGUCGUAUUUCUACCUUUGUUAAUGCAUGGCAAAGGUUCCUCUAGAAACAUGUUCCCAAGAAAUUGGCACAGAACUUCCCAAUCAUCUCGAGGAUUAAAUUCCAAGAGAUUAUCAGCGGAAACUACGGAAUGAAUAUAAUCGACGUGCUUCAAUAUAUGGGCAGCAAGCUUCUCUCGAUCUGUGCAUGGUUCGGGAAAUGUGUAGUCGAAGUUUGCUAGACGCAUGGUCUCAUGUACGGCGCUCAUACUUUCCUACAUGAUUAUGGAUCGCAAAUCAGUCUAAUGCCAGAGAUUUUAGUAAUUUUUUGAGACUUGGAGGAUUAUCUAGACCAACGAACUAUGUGUAGGAGCCUUGAGUUUUCCUUGUUUUUGGGUGUCAUCUCCAAGAAGUGAUGAAACCUACAGCUCAGUCUAUCCAAAGCGGUAUAGGUAGCUGGAAUAGUGCUAAUUAAUGGCGUGGGCCAACUGUGGAGCCAUUACAUACUCAUUGCCGAUGUGCUGGAAAGACCUAGACAUGACACUCGCAUCUCAACGGGCCGCGGGUUGCCGGAAGUUUGUCAAUCUGUUGUUGGGAAGGCAUGAUUUCUGGUGGGUUUCUAUUCUCUACACCUCGGAAUGUUAAAGUAACUGCAGAUCAAAAUUAAUAGAAAGGAUAGAGGAUCGCUAAAAACUUUUGCUUUCAUCUCCCCAAAGAUAUAACUGUCUUCCAAUUGUCCACUGUUGUAUGGGACCACAAAAAUAACUCUCUAACGGCUGUGACUCUUGUUUUUAGCUGUUUUAUUCAACUGCAUUGUAUGAUUAUGCGUUGUGUCUUGUUUGACUGCGCCGCUCAGUUGCUGCUGUGAUGAACAAAAGUGCGAGGAAAUGUGUUGGAAGUACAUCCGAUCCUAUUUUGAUUUGUUGAGUAAGAAUGCUGCCGGUAUAUAUUGGUCACCAGGUCAUCAUUUUACUAAGCAAGCAGAAAGAUAAGGGGAUCAAAUUUGAACA